AUGGAUGGGACUGGCGUUGAGAGAAAGUGUACGAAGAACUUUCCCAAACCGUUCUCACUCCACACAAUUGUCACUGAAGAUAACUACCCCACUUAUCGCCGUCGCUCGCCACAACAGGGAGGUCACACUCAUGAAAUGACAGUUUGCCGCAACGACUUCCUCUGUGACAACUCCUUUAUCGUACCCUACAACCCGCUCCUAUCACUUCGAUAUUCAGCGCACAUCAACAUCGAAGUUGUUCACUCAGUCCAAGCAGUAAAAUACUUAUACAAGUACAUCACAAAAGGCCAAGACCGCAUCAUCUUCUCCCUGACAGCUGAUGGGACACAAGUGGCAGUACUAGAUGAAGUCGAAAACUACCUUAACGCACGAUACAUCUCAGCCAGGCUGACAUGGAAUGGCAGCAAAAAGCAAUGGCAGCGUCGCAAACGAGGCACCAAACUCACCAAUACCCAACACUUCCAGACAGACAAUGUUGGCCGCAUACCAACAAUCUCCCUCAGCCCACAUCAAUCAGAACUAUACCACCUUCGAACACUGCUUCACCACAAGGCGGGUGCACAAACAUAUGAAGAAAUGCGUACAGUCAAUGCUGUGGAAUGCGGAACAUUCCAAGAAGCCUGCCUUCAACUUGGACUGAUCACCGAAGACAAGGAAAUACAUCGUGCAAUGACAGAGGCCUGCACCAUUCGAUUUGGGGACCAACUCAGAAACUUCUUCUCCACACUGCUGAUGUAUUGUCGCCCGGCAGACCCCAAUCAAUUUUGGACCACCUGGAAAGAAGAAUUGUGCCGAGACUACAUGUAUCGAGACAAAGCCACAACACUAUCCAACUACAAUGAAAAUGAGGCCCUCCAACACAUACAAAACAUCCUACAAAGAGAUAAUUUAGACCUAGCUACCGACUCCCACCUACCAAUCCCAGACGCCACCAUCAUCAACACAACAAGCACCAGAAGAAUAAUAGCAGAAGAAACCUUUGACACUACACUCCUACAAGAAUCUGCCCCCCAGCUCAUCAACACCCUCAACCCAGAACAAAGACAGGUCUUUGAGUUGAUCAUGAGUGCAGUGAACGAUAACGCCAGGAAGAUAUUUUGUUUGAAUGCAAGUGGCGGCACAGGCAAAACAUACCUCAUCAAUGUCCUACUCACCACCAUACGUGCAGAAGGAAACGUAGCUCUUGAAACAGCCUUAUCAGGCAUUGCAGCAACGCUCCUCAACAACGGUCGCACCCUCCAUUCCCGCUGUAAAAUCCCUAUCAAUCUCACUGAACACUCCACCUGCAACAUCUCAAACAAAGAUGCCACAGCUGACCUCCUCCGUCUGGCCAAAAUACUCAUCAUCGAUGAAGUUUCAAUGGGACACAUCUUCGAAUGCCUGGACCGCUCCUUACAAGAUAUCCGAGACAGUGAACACCUCUUUGGCGGCCUCAUUGUACUCUUUGCUGGAGACUGGAGACAGAUAUUGCCUGUAGUACCCCACGGCAGCCGACCGCAGAUAGUAGAGGCUACACUCAAGAAAUCAUACCUGUGGUCCAGCAUUCAAACACUCCAACUCACCUGCAAUAUGCGAACAAACACACAAGACACCACAAACUUCCCACAAUAUCUCACAAACAUUGGCAAUGGUACUAAAACACCCUAUCCAGACAUUGGCCCACACACCAUCAAGGUCCCCGAACACUUCACACAGAACAUCACAUCUCUCACAGAUCUAUGCAACUUCGUCUUCACCAAAUUACCACAGAACUUCACCCAAGCAGAAUGGUUGUCUUCAAGGGAAAUUAUUGCUCCAACAAAUAAGGCUGUGCAAGAAAUCAACACCUUCGUCAUAAACAGAUUUCCAGGUACAUCAGUGGAAUACAAGAGCUGCGACACCAUCCUUGAAAACGAACAUCAAUACCCAUUGGAAUUCAUCAACCGCUUGAAUCCUGCUGGCCUCCCACCGCACAGUCUCAUCUUGAAAAUGAACUGCUGCAUCAUGCUCCUGCGCAAUUUCGAUCCACUCAACGGACAUUGUAAUGGCACACGCUACACCAUAACAGGCCUUCAUCAACACAUCAUUGAAGCUGUCAUUGCAACAGGACCCCACGCUGGAAAGAGACUAUUCAUCCCAAGAAUACCAAUGGCACCCAGCAACAACACAUUCCCCUUCCAAAUGCAACGCCGCAGUUUCCAAUUCGCCUGGCAUUCGCCAUAA
Molecule: messenger RNA, 2202 nt
Organism: Lineus longissimus
Lineage: Eukaryota; Metazoa; Nemertea; Pilidiophora; Heteronemertea; Lineidae
Exons: 2
Coding region: 1-2202 (733 amino acids)
Biological process (GO): telomere maintenance; DNA repair
Molecular function (GO): DNA helicase activity
Source: RefSeq, a predicted model, not a curated record